Messenger RNA from Lagopus leucura (white-tailed ptarmigan), 2358 nucleotides. RefSeq names its product protein kinase AMP-activated catalytic subunit alpha 1 (gene PRKAA1). The transcript is spliced from 8 exons. Lineage: Eukaryota; Metazoa; Chordata; Aves; Galliformes; Phasianidae. Gene Ontology annotation, biological process: intracellular signal transduction; protein phosphorylation. Gene Ontology annotation, cellular component: cytoplasm. The record is from RefSeq and is a predicted model, not a curated record. Bases 650 to 2026 code for a protein of 458 amino acids. Gene Ontology annotation, molecular function: ATP binding; AMP-activated protein kinase activity.
GAUGUUGUAGGAAAAAUUCGCAGGGAGAUUCAGAACCUCAAACUCUUCAGACAUCCUCAUAUAAUUAAGCUUUGCCUUUUCUGUAACUAGAAAAAUGAACUGACUGAAGAGAAGUAUGGUUGCAUCUUCCAAGAGAUGUGGACUGGCUUAUUUUCAGAGAUCAUGAGAGGUUUAUCUUCCAGCAUUUUUCACAGUCUCUCUACCCAAAAAGUGGAAAUCACUGUGGUAAUUUCAACUAUGAACUGUUGUUCAUGAUUGCCUGAAGUAUACAGCUUAUUGUUUUCACAACUAUAGGGAAAAUCACGAAAGGUAAUGUUAGAAGUGAGGUUGCACUGUAAUUUCUUUCUAAAAGAUUAAAAUAUAAUUUCCUUUGUAGUGAGACUUCAAAAUUUCUUGGUGGGGGAAUAUAAAUUUUCUGCUAGUCUUCACAACAGCAGCCUCCCUAAAUAAAAAGUGAGGAAACAGCUGAUGAGAAAUUGUUAUGGCAGUGAUUGUAAACUGACUGAUAAAACCAGUACUGUGGGAAGUGUUACACAGAAAUAUAUUUUAAAGUGCUUAAACAGGUGCAACCUCUCAUACUGAGUACUUAAACUAAUAGAUACUUUUCUGUAUCAGGUACCAGGUCAUCAGUACCCCAACUGACAUUUUCAUGGUGAUGGAGUACGUUUCAGGAGGAGAGCUGUUUGAUUAUAUCUGUAAAAAUGGAAGGCUUGAUGAGAAGGAAAGUAGACGUCUGUUCCAACAGAUCCUUUCUGGUGUGGAUUACUGUCACAGGCACAUGGUAGUUCACAGAGAUCUAAAGCCUGAAAACGUGUUGCUUGAUGCACACAUGAAUGCCAAGAUAGCUGACUUUGGUCUAUCAAAUAUGAUGUCUGAUGGAGAAUUUUUAAGAACGAGCUGUGGUUCCCCUAACUAUGCUGCACCAGAAGUAAUUUCAGGAAGGUUAUAUGCAGGUCCAGAAGUAGAUAUUUGGAGCAGUGGGGUUAUUCUCUAUGCACUGUUAUGUGGAACACUUCCCUUUGAUGAUGAUCACGUGCCAACACUUUUUAAGAAGAUAUGCGAUGGUAUCUUUUAUACCCCUCAGUACCUGAAUCCAUCUGUCAUUAGUCUUCUGAAACAUAUGCUGCAAGUGGAUCCAAUGAAGAGAGCAACAAUCCGAGACAUUAGAGAACACGAAUGGUUUAAGCAGGACCUUCCCAAAUACUUGUUUCCCGAAGACCCUUCAUAUAGUUCUACCAUGAUUGAUGAUGAAGCCUUAAAAGAAGUAUGUGAGAAGUUUGAAUGUACCGAGGAGGAAGUGCUAAGUUGUCUGUAUAGCCGAAAUCAUCAGGAUCCUUUAGCAGUUGCUUAUCACCUCAUUAUAGAUAAUAGAAGAAUAAUGAACGAGGCCAAAGACUUCUACCUGGCUACAAGCCCGCCAGAUUCUUUUCUUGAUGAUCACCAUCUGUCUCGCCCUCAUCCAGAGAGAGUGCCAUUCUUAGUAGCUGAAGCACCACGGCCUCGCCAUACUCUUGAUGAGCUGAAUCCACAGAAGUCAAAACACCAAGGUGUGAGAAGAGCAAAGUGGCACUUGGGGAUACGGAGUCAGAGUCGACCAAAUGAUAUAAUGGCUGAAGUCUGUCGAGCAAUUAAGCAGCUGGAUUAUGAAUGGAAGGUUGUAAAUCCAUACUACUUGCGUGUUCGAAGGAAGAAUCCAGUGACAAGUGCAUAUUCUAAAAUGAGUUUACAACUGUAUCAGGUGGACAGCAGAACAUACUUACUGGACUUCCGUAGCAUUGAUGAUGAAAUUAUUGAAGCAAAGUCUGGGACUGCAACUCCACAGAGAUCUGGUUCUGUGAGCAACUACAGAUCUUGUCAGAAAGAUUCAGAUGGUGAUGCACAAGGAAAAUCUAAUGAUACAUCCCUCACCUCAUCAAUGACCUCUUCACUUGAUUCUUCGACAGCUGACUUAACUCCAAGACCAGGCAGUCAUACAAUAGAAUUUUUUGAGAUGUGUGCAAAUCUUAUUAAAAUACUUGCACAAUAACUUUGAAGGAGGGCUUAUUUCUUUUACAGCAAUAAGCAUGCAUAAAUCUUAGUCAGAUGCUUCCAGUUGUAAUCAAUUUAAAUUAACAAAGGCGCUGAAAAAAAUACCUGCAAAAUGCAAUUUACCUAGGGACUGAAGUGAUUAUGAGCAGUUAGGUAUAUUGCUUUGAAGCUGGAGUGAAUUCUGAUUUUCUGCUAUUCAGUAACUUAAUACAGGUACAGGAAAUCACACGCCCCUUGGGCAGUGCUUGUAACAUUUUCAGUGAGUGCACAUUAGUAUUUAUAUAACAUUUACAUUACACAGUCGUUUUUAUCCUUCUUGUUGGUGAUGCA